AGCAUCGACAAUAAGGGAAUAGCGUAUAUCCGUUAGGGUGAUUUAAACAACUAGGCGAGGUCAGUUAGGAUCGAAAGAUCGUACGCGAUACAAGUAGUAUAACGUAAAAAAGUGAGUGAGUGUUUGAAAGAAAAAGAGAGAAAAAGUGAUAGAGAGAGAGAGAGAGAGGAAGAGAAACAAAAAUACAGACACUAUAAAAUUCUUUCAAAAUAGUCAUUAAUAGACAAUAAUAAUCGAUAGAAGUAUUAAAAAAUUAAAAUACGUAUACAUUGGUCAUUUGAUCGUUUUCAUCCAGCAUACUAUUUCCAUUUGUUUGUUUUCUUUUUUUUUUCUUUUCAUUUUCUGUAAUAUAAUUAAUUAAUCAGAAAUAGACUAUCAUAACAGGUUAAAGUGUAAUAAGUUCGAACGUUGUCCGUUAAUGUGAACGUGAGCAACCAUCUAACUUACAAUUAGUAUAACCGCAUAGCAAAUAGAGAGAGAGAAAGAGAGAAAGAGAGAGAGAGGAAGAGAAACAAAAAAUACAGACAUAAAAUUCUUUCAAAAUAGUCAUUAAUAGACAAUAAUAAUCGAUAGAAGUAUUAAAAAAUUAAAAUACGUAUACAUUGGUCAUUUGAUCGUUUUCAUCCAGCAUACUAUUUCCAUUUGUUUGUUUUCUUUUUUUUUUCUUUUCAUUUUCUGUAAUAUAAUUAAUUAAUCAGAGAUAGACUAUCAUAACAGGUUAAAGUGUAAUAAGUUCGAACGUUGUCCAUUUAUGUGAACGUGAGCAACCAUCUAACUUACAAUUAGUAUAACCACAUAGCAAAUAGAGAAAGAGAAAGAGAGAAAGAGAGAGAGAGAGAGGAAGAGAAACAAAAAAUACAGACAUAAAAUUCUUUCAAAAUAGUCAUUACUAGACAAUAAUAAUCGAUAGAAGUAUUGGAAAAUUAAAAUACGUAUACAUCGAUCGUUUGAUCGUUUUCAUCCAGCUUACUAUUUCCAUUUGUUUAUUUGUUUUCUUUUUAUUUUUUUUUUUUAUUUUCUGUAAUAUAAUUAAUUAAUCAGCGAUAGACUAUCAUAACAGGUUAAAAUGUAAUAAGUUCAAACGUUGUCCAUUUAUGUGAACGUGAGCAACCAUCUAACUUACAAUUAGUAUAACCGCAUAGCAAAUAGAGAGAGAGAAAGAGAGAGAGAGAGAGAGAGAGAGAAAGAGAGAGAGAGAGAGAGAGAAAGGUUGAAUUCAAAGCUGGCAAAGUCGGAUCGGACGAUGCAAUAGUCGAACGAAUUCAUGCGAUUUCACGAAGAUAUCCAGUGUAUAUGGUACUGUUAGUGCUCUCACGUGUUUGUGCGAAACGCGACGGUAAAGAGGAUAAAGAGGAUUGCCAAAUACGAUCGAAUAAAGAGGAGAAAAGCGACCGCAACGCAAUGGGAAAGGGUAUGCUGUCGGUAUGCGGUGUAAAGCAGCAGGUGGUUCUGCUAUUCUUGAUCGAAAUCAUCUUGAUCGUACUAAUCGGAACUCUGACGACUUACGGACCUGAGGCUAACGCUAAUCUUCUGAAAAAUCAUGCAGAAGACGAUGGGAACAACGAAAAUGACAAGAAACCGCAGAGCGAUCCAUUACGUAUUUAUCCGAUGUAUCAAGACAUCCACGUGAUGAUCUGGAUCGGAUUUGGAUUUUUGAUGACUUUCCUUAAGAGAUACGGUCAAAGUGCUAUUGGAUUGACAUUCCUGAUCGCCGCUGUCCUUGUCCAAGUUGCUUUGAUCUGCGAAGCUGUCCUACAUUUCCAGAAAAACAACAAAGCUUAUCUAUCUUUGGCCAGUCUGCUCAGUGCCGACGUUGCAGUGGCAGCUCCAUUGAUAUCCAUGGGUGCACUACUUGGCAAAACGACUUAUAUGCAACUCGUAUUUAUGGGUAUCAUAGAACUGAUCGUCUACACCAUCAAUAAGUACAUUGGUGAGCAUCAUCUUAUGGCCGUCGAUGCCGGUGACAGCAUGUACGUUCAUGCAUUUGGUGCUUAUUUCGGAUUGGCCGUCAGUUUCAUAUUUGGAAUGAAGGAGAAACCAAAGGAACAUCAUCUCGAGGGACCCUCCUAUCAAUCGGACAUAUUCGCAAUGAUCGGUACGAUCUUUCUUUGGCUGUUCUGGCCGUCGUUCAACAGUGCGGCACUUGAAGGGGAUGACCAACAGAGAGCCAUAAUAAACACUCUCCUUUCGAUUUCGGGAAGCUGCGUGAUCGCCUUCGCCACGUCCGCUCUAAUUUCAAAGGAUAACAAAUUCAACAUGGUCCACGUACAAAAUUCUACACUUGCUGGUGGUGUUGCCAUUGGCACAGCCGCAGGUAUGAUGUGUGAACCGAUAGGAGCACUGAUCGUUGGUUCUUUGGCUGGUUUGCUCAGUGUCCUUGGAUACAUAUAUCUUAUGCCAUUUAUACAGAAACGGCUACGUAUACACGAUACUUGCGGGGUUCACAAUUUGCACGGAAUGCCAGGAGUGCUUGCAGGAAUUUUCGGUGCUAUCAUGGCCGCACUGGCCACGCAAAAUUCUUACGAUUAUUCCCUUUACAAGAUUUUCCCAGCACGAGCGCCUAGCUUGGAAAAAUUAAGCACCGAGAUGCGAAAUGAUUAUGGUAUUUUACCUGGUCGUAAUAGAACGGCAAUAGAACAAGCAGGUUAUCAAAUACUUGCGUUGGCUGUUACUUUACUAAUGGCUACCGUCUCUGGCUUAAUAACGGGAUUAAUUAUGCGUACGUCCGUUUGUGGAUCCAUCACGGAGGAAGAAAAAUUCAACGAUGCCGUUCAUUGGGAAUUAGAAGAAGAAAACGACGAUGAUUUACAUAAAGUUUCCAAAAUUAAAGAAAGAAAUAAUCGUGUAAGCGAUCAAUUACCAAUGGGUAAUAUUUGAAAGCAAAAGUUUUGUCGAAUAAAAUCGUUCGUUAGAAUUUCCUUUAUUCCUUGAUAUCUUAUUUAGUUCGUUUGUUCUUUUCAUUAAAAAAAAAAAAAAAAAAAAAAAAAAAAAAAAAAAAUUCGUUCCAAUUACAAUUAUACGUCAUUUCGUAAUUCUUUAUUAAAUUUAAUAAUCGUCUAUCAUAAAACGUAUGCGAACUAUUAACUUGAUAAAAUAUUGUAUAAAUCAUUGAUAUAAAUCAUUAAAAUAAAUAUCAUAAUUGGGGGUGGGAGACGGAAAAAUUAUUUAUUUAUACAAACGAUUAUUUCACUUUGAUAUAAUUAAGAAAUUAAAAAGAAGCAAUUUUAUUUUAACGAACACAUUUGUAAAUCUUAUUGGAGUGUCAACGUCAAUUCUAUUCUCUAUUAUCUUUAUCAAUAAAAAGGAAAAAUAACUAGGAUGAUAAAUUUUUUAAUACACAUUUUGAAAAGAUUAUUACUUUGGACAAUUUUUAUUGAUUUCUUCUAUAAAACUGUUAUAUUAAAUGUUUACAAUAAAUAUAAUGUUACAUAAUUUAUAUUAUAAUCCAAUAGGAAUGCUGUAUGAUCGAGGUCACUGAUAUCCCUAACAAUAUUGAGAAAUUAAAGUGACUUUUAUCUUUUGACGUUUUAAAA
Molecule: messenger RNA, 3533 nt
Organism: Vespa crabro (European hornet)
Lineage: Eukaryota; Metazoa; Arthropoda; Insecta; Hymenoptera; Vespidae
Gene: Rh50
Product: ammonium transporter Rh type B
Exons: 11
Coding region: 1294-2877 (527 amino acids)
Biological process (GO): ammonium homeostasis; ammonium transmembrane transport
Cellular component (GO): plasma membrane
Molecular function (GO): ammonium channel activity
Source: RefSeq, a predicted model, not a curated record